CUUUUCUACAGCUUCACUCUCCGAAAACCCAAUUACAAUUUCAUACAAAAAUCACCGUCUUUCUCUUCUCCCAAACCUAAUUUUACCUUUCCGGUAUGCGAUUCACGGUUUCCUUCACUUGCUGUCACAAACUCUCCAUUUUCUCUUUCUAAUCCUUGUCUUUUUCCCCCUUUUUCUUUCAACUCUUGGGGAUCUGAUUGUGAUUCUUGAUUCUUAUCCCAUGCUAAUACAGCUUGCAUCACAGAUUCAUGCUUUCUUUUCUUAAAUAUUCAAUUUUACUUCUCUUCUUCUUCAAAUCUUUCGUCUUUCCAUCUUUGAUUGACCUUUUAGGAUUCCGAUCCAAUUCAACCCAUGAUUCUUGGUUUCUAACUAAUCAAAUUCCGUGUUCAAAGUUGACGACACAGAUUUUGGUUAGCAUUGUCGAGUGAAACUUCUUGUUCGUGGUUUCAAAUUGUUCGCUUGGUGACUCAAGUGAUCAAUCUCAACUGAACAAGUUCCAUACGUGAUAGCUUGUCAGAAAUCGCCAUCUGCACAGGUUUGAUAAACAAAAUAAGACGGGAUUCCUUCAAAUUGUGUUUUGUCAAUUAGAGUUGGUGGCUUGCCCCCAGUAACUGGAUUAGGUUUUCUUCAUCCCCAACCUUGUAUUCAAAUCAGAUGUGGUCUGUAGACAGAUGAGUAUUUCGCAAUGACUGAGAUAAAGAGGAUUGCUUGUCCAUGGAUGCAUCGGACAACCCGUUAUCUGAUCUGGUAGGGGCAUUGAAAUCAUGGGUCCCUCGGCGGUCCGAGCCAGCUAAUGUGUCGAGGGACUUUUGGAUGCCCGAUCAGAGUUGCAGGGUGUGCUACGAGUGUGAUUCCCAGUUUACCUUAUUCAAUCGAAGACAUCACUGCAGAUUUUGUGGCCGUGUUUUCUGUGCCAAGUGCACUCACAAUUGGGUUCCUGCAUAUUCUACUGAUUCAAAUAUCAUCAGGGAAGAGUCGGGGAAGAUCAGGGUCUGUAGUUACUGCUUCCAGCAAUGGCAGCACGGUUGCUUGGCUACCUCUGUUGAUCAUGAGAUCCAGGUCACCAGCCUGGAUCUCAGCACUUCACCAUCCGCUGCCAGUUACAUCAGCACCAAAUCCAGUGGCACUGCUGACAGUAGCUGCAUAACCUUUACAUCUGUGCCAAAUUCAGUCAGCUCUUAUCAACAGAAUCCUAAUCAUUCUGGACUUGGUCCUUGUCAAUCUUCAGUGAUGGAAUCAAAUCUAGAAGAGCAAAAUGCAGUAGCAACAAUGAACGAGGAAGUCCUACUAGACGGGGUCACUCAUUCUCCUAGCCAAGUUGGGUUUUGCAUGAACAGGGGUGAUGACUUCAACGGCGAAUUUGCUUAUUCAAGCCAUCUUUCACAUGAUAAUGCGUAUUAUGAUGAACUACAACUGGAUGAUGUUGGCAAUGACUAUGGGUCUCGUAAAGUGCAUCCAGAUGGAGAAGCUGCUGAUGUCAAAAGUGCAAGCAGCUCUUCAUUACAAAACAGUUUCGAUUCGAGGUGCUCUGAGGGAGUCCAACAACUUGAGGAAAAAGAAGAUGAACAUGAUGUUAGUGAUGAAUGUGAAGCAUCUUCGUCUUUAUAUGCUGCACAAGACAUUGAUGCUGAACCUGUGGAUUUUGAGAACAAUGGUAUCCUAUGGCUGCCUCCUGAACCCGAAGAUGAAGAAGAUGAGAGGGAAGCUCUUCUAUUUGAUGAUGACGAUGAUGAUGGGGAUGCUGUCGGAGAGUGGGGAUAUAUGCGCACUUCAGGCAAUAUGGGAAGUGGGGAGUUUCGCAACAGGGAUAGGUCAAAUGAGGAGCACAAGAAAGCCAUGAAGAAUGUAGUUGAUGGACACUUCAGGGCUCUAGUAUCUCAGUUGUUGCAGGUUGAGAGCCUCUCUGUGGGUGAGGAAGAUGAUAAAGAUAAUUGGUUAGAAAUAAUUACAUCCCUGUCAUGGGAGGCUGCAUCAUUGCUAAAACCAGACACAAGCAAAGGUGGUGGGAUGGACCCAGGAGGUUAUGUGAAGAUUAAAUGUUUAGCUUCUGGACGUCGUACUGACAGUAUGGUGGUCAAAGGAGUUGUUUGUAAGAAAAAUGUGGCUCAUCGACGGAUGACAUCAAGAAUAGAGAAGCCUCGAUUCUUAAUUCUUGGAGGGGCUCUUGAGUAUCAGCGGAUUUCUAACCUCCUAUCAAGUUUUGAUACUUUAUUGCAACAGGAAAUGGAUCAUUUGAAGAUGGCUGUAGCAAAGAUAGACGCACACCAGCCUGAUGUCCUUCUGGUAGAGAAAUCAGUUUCACGGUAUGCGCAGGAAUAUCUUCUUGCGAAAGACAUAUCCCUUGUAUUGAACAUCAAAAGGCCACUUUUGGAGCGAAUAGCCCGCUGCACUGGUGCUCAGAUAGUUCCUUCAAUUGAUCAUCUUUCAUCUCAGAAAUUGGGGUACUGUGAUAUGUUCCAUGUUGAAAGGUUUCUAGAAGAGCAUGGAACUGCAGGCCAUGGUGGAAAGAAAUUGGUGAAGACAUUGAUGUAUUUUGAAGGGUGUCCAAAGCCUUUUGGUUGCACUAUAUUACUCAGAGGUGCCGGUGGCGACGAACUGAAGAAAGUGAAGCAUGUUGUUCAAUAUGGAGUUUUUGCCGCUUAUCACUUGGCCUUGGAGACCUCUUUUCUUGCUGAUGAAGGGGCCUCACUGCCAGAACUUCCCUUAAAUUCUCCACUGACAGUGGCACUUCCUGACAAGGCAUCAAGCAUUGACAGGUCCAUUUCAACAAUACCUGGUUUUACUGUCCCUCCAAUCGAGAGGUCCCAGGGGCCUGAGAAAUACGUUGAAGCACAAAUGUCAAACAGUGUCCCCAUGUCAGAUGUGUUUUCUUCUAUUAUGAACCAGAAGUCGGAAGCGAUGCGGUUACCAGCUGGAUCUAACACUCGUAACUAUCAAAACAUACAACCCACUUUCAAAGUUGACAGCUCUGCCACAUCUAUGCUCUCAAACUUGGAUGUUUCAGAUGCCACUGGCGGUGAGCUUGCUCCUUCUAAUGCACCUUGGGAGAUGGGUACAAUAGGAACAAAGAAUACCUCUGAAGCAAUAACUUCUGCAUCCAACAAUGGGAAAGUUGUUGGGGCUGAUGCCACUGCUAAUGGCUUUGAGCAACCUCAGGCACAAAAUUUGCUUCGAGGUUCACAAAUUAGUGAUGGCACCGAAAAUGUUGACCAAGGUACUUCAGAUGGAUUAUAUCUGCAGUUGGAUGGGAAGAACGGUAAGGAGGAAUCUGCUUCUUCAAAGGAAGAGUUUCCUCCGACACCAUCAGAUCAUCAGAGCAUUUUGGUAUCCUUGUCAUCCCGGUGUGUGUGGAAAGGGACUGUUUGUGAAAGGUCCCAUCUCUUUCGCAUAAAAUACUAUGGGAACUUUGAUAAACCAUUGGGACGCUUUCUUCGAGAUAAUUUGUUUGAUCAAGGUUAUAGAUGCACUUCAUGUGAAAUGCCUUCAGAAGCACAUGUACAGUGUUACACCCAUAGGCAAGGCACCCUCACCAUAUCUGUGAAGAAGUUGCCGGAGUUUCUUUUGCCAGGAGAGAAAGAAGGUAAGAUUUGGAUGUGGCACAGGUGCUUGAGAUGUCCACGGAUUAAUGGUUUCCCUCCUGCAACCCGAAGAAUUGUGAUGUCAGAUGCUGCCUGGGGUUUAUCGUUUGGAAAGUUUUUGGAGCUUAGUUUUUCUAACCAUGCUGCUGCCAGCAGGGUUGCAAGCUGUGGCCAUUCUCUGCAUCGAGACUGUCUUCGUUUUUAUGGCUUUGGCAAAAUGGUUGCCUGCUUCCGCUAUGCAUCAAUCAAUGUCCACUCCGUCUACCUUCCUCCUCCCAAACUUGUUUUCAAAUAUGAGACUCAGGAGUGGAUACAAAAUGAAGUGAAUGAGGUUGUUAGCCGGGCUGAGCUAUUAUUUUCAGAAGUUCUUAAUGCCCUGAGCCAGAUGGCAGAAAAUAAUUUUGGGAAGAGUUCAGUUAAUAGUACCACCAAAAUGCCACCAUCAAGACGUCAAAUAGCAGAUUUGGAAGAGAUGCUACAGAAGGAGAAAGCAGAAUUCGAGGAGUCACUUCAAAAGAUUUUAAAUCAGGAGGCGAAAAAAGGCCAACCCGUUGUUGAUAUUUUUGAGAUCAACCGAUUGCGAAGACAGCUACUCUUCCAAUCUUAUGUUUGGGACCAUCGACUGGUGUAUGCAGCUAGUAUCAAUAUCAACAGUCCUCGAGGUGAUCUGAAUGACUUGAAAUCCGAAAAUGUGGGUAAACUAAAUGAGACACUUGUUGAAGUGAAAUCACCUGUUUAUUCAUGCAAAGAUUCAGAUGUUAGUUACACUCUUGAUAUGAAGCGAAUACACAGCCAAGAAACUGGAACAGGUAUCAUCCAGCCGGAAGUGAUUGAUAAAGAGACCAAGGUUUCAGUAGAUUCAAGUCCUAAAAAAGAAAAUCGGUCUAGCCUUGGUGAUGGUAAAAAUGACUCUGACAAUUCUGAUCCACUAAUAUGUGAUAUAGGUAUCCAUAAGGCAUUUUCUGAAGGCCAGCUCCCUGUUAUGCCAAGUUUGUCAGACACCCUAGAAGCUGCCUGGACUGGUAAUCACCCAGGAUCUGGAGUACAAAAGGAUACUCUAUCUGUAUUGUCUGAUUCAGAUGUGACAGAUUCUUCAGUGAUGGAUAAGCUGGAUAAGGGAGAUCAUGGGGAAGAACAAGGCUGGACGAAGUCAUCACUUCCAUCUCCUGCAUUGUCUACAAGAGGUUCUGAAAGUAUAGAUGAUUCAAUUAGCUGGUUGAGCAUGCCAUUUUUAAACUUCUACCGCUCAUUGAAUAGAAACCUUUUAGCGAGUUCUCAGAAACUUGACACGCUUAAUGAUUAUAAUCCUGUCUACAUCUUGUCUUAUCGGGAAUCAGAACUCCAGGGUGGUGCUAGGCUGCUUCUAGCCGUGGGCAUCAAUGACACGGUUAUUCCGGUGUAUGACGAUGAGCCCACAAGUAUCAUAUCCUAUGCAUUGCUUUCCCCUGAUUACAUUUCCCAGAUGUCUGGUGAGUUUGAGAAACGAAAAGAUGGGGAAUCUAUCUUUUCAUCCCACUCUGCUGAUUCAGUGAUGUUCCAGUCAUUCAGCAAUUUUGAUGAAAUAGGACUGGAAUCUUUUAAAAGCGUUGGGGAUGAGAGUAUAUUAUCCAUGUCAGGAUCUCGUAGUUCCCUGGUUUUAGACCCUUUGUUAUACACAAAGGCUUUACAUGCGAGAGUUGAAUUUGCAGAUGAUGGUCCUCUUGGUAAAGUAAAAUACACUGUGAUCUCUUACUAUGCAAAGCGUUUUGAAGCAUUAAGGAGGAUGUGUUGCCCUUCUGAAUUGGAUUUUGUAAGGUCUCUUAGUCGCUGUAAAAAGUGGGGUGCCCAAGGUGGUAAGAGCAAUGUUUUCUUUGCAAAAACCUUAGAUGACCGGUUCAUAAUCAAGCAGGUUACAAAAACCGAGUUGGAGUCGUUUAUCAAAUUUGCUCCUGCAUACUUCAAGUAUCUAUCUGAAUCAAUUGCCUCUGGAAGCCCUACAUGCCUGGCAAAGAUUUUGGGCAUUUAUCAGGUCACUAAGCAAAUGAAAGGGGGGAAAGAAUCCAAAAUGGAUGUGCUGGUUAUGGAGAAUCUUCUCUUUGGAAGGAAUUUGACGCGGCUUUAUGAUCUUAAAGGAUCUUCUAGGUCACGGUAUAAUCCAGAUUCCAGCGGGAGUAACAAGGUUCUACUGGAUCAGAAUUUGAUUGAAGCGAUGCCAACGUCUCCGAUAUUUGUUGGAAACAAAGCAAAGAGAUUGUUAGAGAGAGCUGUCUGGAAUGAUACUGCUUUUCUUGCUUCAAUCGAUGUGAUGGAUUAUUCUUUGCUGGUUGGGGUAGAUGAAGAAAAGCAUGAACUCGUUCUUGGGAUCAUCGAUUUCAUGAGACAGUAUACUUGGGACAAGCACCUAGAGACAUGGGUGAAGGCUUCUGGCAUCCUUGGGGGGCCGAAAAAUGCAUCUCCAACAGUGAUUUCACCCAAGCAGUACAAGAAGAGAUUCAGGAAAGCCAUGACCACCUAUUUUCUUAUGGUCCCAGAUCAAUGGUCGCCCCCUGCUGUUGUACCAAGCAGGGAUCCUUGUGAAGACAACGCCCAAGACUGAUGGUUUGCAUUUGUAGUAGUCGUCGUAAUAGUAUAUUUUGAUGAUUGCAUUUUCAGAUAUAGUGUUUUAAAGUUCAUUUUUGAGCAGUAAAAACAUGAGAGAGAGAGAGAGGGGGGGGGGGGAUUGGUUUGUUAUUUGUUGAAAGAAAAAGGCUGUUAGCCAUGAAAAUUGUUGUGGGGGGUAUUAUCAGCAAGUUUUUGUACAUGAGUGUUUCUCCUACUGCAUAUCAUAGUACCCUUAAAAAUUCCAAUUCAAUAUAUAUAAGCAUUUCCUGUCCU
This is a messenger RNA of Cynara cardunculus var. scolymus (artichoke), 6431 nucleotides long. Its product is annotated as 1-phosphatidylinositol-3-phosphate 5-kinase FAB1B-like. Gene Ontology annotation, molecular function: metal ion binding; ATP binding; 1-phosphatidylinositol-3-phosphate 5-kinase activity. The transcript has 11 exons. Bases 715 to 6153 code for a protein of 1812 amino acids. Gene Ontology annotation, cellular component: endosome membrane. NCBI's taxonomy places the organism in Eukaryota, Viridiplantae, Streptophyta, Magnoliopsida, Asterales, Asteraceae. The record is from RefSeq and is a predicted model, not a curated record. Gene Ontology annotation, biological process: phosphatidylinositol phosphate biosynthetic process.